UGAUUUUAAGAAAAAAAACAUAUACAAACAGGGACAGCAAACAAACAAAACCAAAACAAAACAAAGAAAGGGAAUGGUACAUUCUUCUUCGUCUUAAAAGAAGCAAUGCUCUGCAAUUGGUUUAAAUCUUAAAUAAGCUGAGGCCAAAGAAAACAGUCUGUUUGUCUUGAUUUGCCAUGUUUGAAACUGUGCAAGAAAUUGCUGUUUGCAUUCACAGGUUUCACAACCUCGACCUUUUCCAACAAGGAUGGUAUCAAAUAAAGAUCAGCAUGAGAUGGGAAGAUAGAGGGUAUACGUCUUUAGCAACCCCUGCAAGGGUUGUUCAAUAUGAAGCUCCUGAUCUGGGUGGUGAAAACAUAUAUGGGAUAUGGAAGAUUGAUGAUACAGAUAAUAGUUUCUUGACACAGCCUUUUCGGAUUAAAUAUGCAAGACAAGAUAUUCGUUUAUCUAUCAUGAUCUCGUUCACUCUACCUCUCGGUGAAAAUGAGGGUCCAUCCACCUCUGCUGUUAUUUUGAAAUUUGAGCUUAUGCAAGCUCCCAUAACAGAGAACAUGGUUAUGGCUUAUCCGAAUGCUUCUUCUGUUUCGGUCCAUGAAUUUCGAAUUCCUCCUAAAGCUCUUCUGGGAUUGCAUUCAUAUUGCCCUGUACACUUUGAUGCAUUUCAUUAUGUGUUAGUUGAUGCAAGCGUGCACACCAGUCUAAUGACAGCUGGUUCUUUCAUGAAGGUACCCAGUGGUUCUUAUGGUCAAGAUGUUGCUGGCAAAAUUAGUGAUGGAAUCAGCCAAGCAUUAGGUGAAGUGGCUUCUUUAGAUACAAAAAAGAUCAUGCUUGUUAAAGCAUUGUUGGUUUCCCGUGAUGCAUUGCUUGAAGAGCUACAAAAAAUCAGCAAAGGCAUUGGACAUGCUAUUGAUUUAUCUGAUUUUAUUUCCAAUAUGGAUGAUAUGAGGAUGUUUGAUUCUAUCAUGCAAGAAAAUCUGGGUACUGCAGAUGGUGAAGUUUCAGGACAAGGAAAGCCACAUAAUGGUCUUGAGAAAGCAAAUGGCACUGCAGAUUUUCAAAGUGAUAAUUUGCCCCACAUUUCAACGAAGGCUGUUGUUGUAAACAUUUUUCAUUCGUUGGGUGCUCAACUAUCGUAUUUAUGGAAGAUUUUUUUGCAGUUCCACAGGGCAAACAAAAUAACAAUACUGGAGUUUCUGCGUGAUGUGUGGACUAAAGAUCGACGAGCUGAGUGGUCAAUAUGGAUGGUGUACUCUAAGGUCGAUAUGCCUCAUCAGUACAUAAGCAGUGGAACUGAUGAUUCCUUCUAUCAUGGCCAUAGAAGAUCUUCAAGUGUGUUGAAUCCUGCCCAGAGUGCAGCUACACGUGCUGACCUUCAUCGGCGAAGUAUUGCCCAAAUGAGGGUGAGUAUUACUCCCACUUUGAAUGAUUUGUUACAGUCGUCUUGUUCUUUGGUGUUACACAGGGUUGGUAUUGUUUCCAUGCAGAUUAAUAAUCGGUCAAUUCAAGACAUGUACAUAUUUGGGGAUCCACUACGAAUUCCUAUCAUGAUCGUGGAACGUGUAGCUAAUGCUCCACGGCGUACUCUCAGUGAAAAUUCUUACUUUAGAAAUUUGGAACUGGUAGAUUCACAUAGCUUGCACGGUGGACCUGGCGCCGAAGCUGAAGCUGAAGCUGGUAAGAAGCAAUCUGGCGGUGUGCUACCAAAAAAUGGUCGUGAAUUGAAGGCUGUCAUCUUUGUGCAUGGGUUUCAGGGACACCAUCUGGAUUUACGCCUUGUUCGCAAUCAGUGGCUUUUGAUAGACCCCAAGAUGGAGUUCCUAAUGUCAGAGGCAAAUGAAGACAAAACAUCUGGAGACUUCAGAGAAAUGGGACUAAGGCUGGCACAGGAAGUGAUCUCUUUCCUUAAAAAGAAAAUGGAUAGAGUUUCAAGAUCUGGUUUCUUAAGGGAUAUCAAGCUUAGCUUUGUUGGGCAUUCUCUUGGAAAUAUCAUCAUAAGAACAGCAUUAGCAGAGAGCAUAAUGGAACCAUACCUAAGAUACCUUCACACAUAUGUUUCUAUAUCUGGGCCACAUUUGGGGUAUCUCUACAGCUCAAACUCUUUGUUUAACUCUGGGAUGUGGCUUUUGAAAAAACUUAAGGGAACGCGGUGCAUUCAUCAGCUUAUGUUCACAGAUGACCCAAAUCUACAAAACACUUUCUUGUACAAACUCUGUGAGCGGAAGACAUUGGAGAAUUUCAGGCAUAUAGUACUGCUAUCUUCACCCCAGGAUGGUUAUGUACCGUAUCAUUCUGCCAGAAUUGAACUGUGCCAUGCUGCUUCCAUGGACCACUCAAAAAAGGGUAGGCUGUUUCUGCAGAUGCUGAAUAAUUGCUUGGAUCAGUUGCGAGCACCAACAUCUGAGCAUCGACUGUUCUUGCGCUGUGAUGUAAACUUUGAUACCUCUGCCUAUGGCAGGAAUUUGAACACAAUCAUUGGGCGGGCUGCUCAUAUUGAGUUUUUGGAGUCUGAUGUUUUUGCAAAGUUCAUAAUGUGGUCUUUCCAGGAACUGUUCUGUUAACCGGCACAAAAAACUGACGUCCUUUCCACUUCAACUUUUCUAGCCAGUCUUUGGCUGGCAGUUGCUCCCUUAUUUCUGGGCAACAGGGAUGAAAAAGUGGCCAGGUGUUGGCGACGUGAUGUCCAAGAAAAGGCCAUGUCCUUUCAUCUGGGCUGGGCAGAUGCCAGAGUUGUUGGUUGCUGUGAAGUAUUGGCCUGAGGCUAUUUCCACUUGAAGAAAGACAUGGUAUGUAAAUAUUGUUUCUGACACAUGCCAGCAGGCCCACGAUUUUUGUGUGAUAUGCAAGAGGCGGCCGGUCAUCGGUUGGGAUCUCAAGCUGCACAAAGCUUACCAGUAAACUUGCACUGAAGUUUUGAAGAAUAAAAGUGUAAUUAUUUUUCUAGGUUAAACCAAGUUAGCUGGGCAAUGGAAGCACUUGCUUUCAUGGCUAGAUAGAUCCCUAAGGACAUGCUUAGGCAUUUAUAGAUGCAAUCUCUACCAGAUAGGAGGAUUAUUUUUGUAAGCAGGUCAAGGAAAUGGUGAUGAAUGGGUAUAUCUUUAAUGCAGUUCGAUUUAUUUUGUUA
Populus trichocarpa (black cottonwood) is the source of this 3121-nucleotide messenger RNA. RefSeq lists its product as uncharacterized. The transcript is spliced from 14 exons. The record is from RefSeq and is a predicted model, not a curated record. NCBI's taxonomy places the organism in Eukaryota, Viridiplantae, Streptophyta, Magnoliopsida, Malpighiales, Salicaceae. The coding region runs from base 177 to 2558 and encodes 793 amino acids.